This is a messenger RNA of Pectinophora gossypiella (pink bollworm), 4468 nucleotides long. RefSeq names its product alpha-1,3-mannosyl-glycoprotein 4-beta-N-acetylglucosaminyltransferase A-like. Gene Ontology annotation, biological process: protein N-linked glycosylation. Gene Ontology annotation, molecular function: acetylglucosaminyltransferase activity. The coding region runs from base 256 to 1914 and encodes 552 amino acids. NCBI's taxonomy places the organism in Eukaryota, Metazoa, Arthropoda, Insecta, Lepidoptera, Gelechiidae. The record is from RefSeq and is a predicted model, not a curated record. Gene Ontology annotation, cellular component: Golgi stack; endoplasmic reticulum-Golgi intermediate compartment; endoplasmic reticulum. The transcript has 12 exons.
UAUUGGUUGCGUCGGUCGGUAAAGCAGUAUUAGUCUAACCGAGGACCAAGGUUGUUGUUCGCGCGCCGACCGAAACAACCUCAGCUGUCAAAUUAACCUCCUUGUUUACCGUGCUUAAACUAAACCAACCACACUGCCAUGGCAAAAAAACCACGGACGAUAAGUGAAAAUCAUCCUCAAAAUUUAUUUUCCCUCCAAUAGUGUGAUUUUAUUAUAAAAAUUUUCGGCAUAACCAGACGCAUAAUAUUUUUUACGAUGGUGGGACUGAUUCGCGUGAUCGCUACCUGCGUGUGCGCACUCCGGAAGCGGAUCGCCGUCUGCGCAGUGCUACUCGCCACGUUCGUCUAUACUAUCGUCGUGUUCAGCUCCUACAACGCUCGUCUGCCUCGAGUGGAUAUGAUGGAACAGAAAAUGUCCAUGAUGCAAGCUCACAUACACUUCCUGGAAUCUUUGUACCACGCACGUCACGAAGAAGUCAUCAAUCUACAGCGUGGGAAUAAACGCAUUUCUGGGGAACUGAUGUCCUCUAACUUUCACAAGGAGACAACCAUGACACCAAGGAUAGCUGCAAUGCUGAAGAAUAUAAGUGGUACCCGCGUCGCCUCUGGCCUUCAACCGAAGACAACUCUCCUGCGCACCCUGUUUGUCUACCAGCUCCUGCCACACCUAAUGGACAACCCCCUCAGCUUAAAGCCUGCCUUCCACAUGAGGGGGAAUAGAAACUUCACUGAUAUCGUCAUUGGUAUUCCCACAGUACGACGUGAUAAGGAAAACUACCUCAUGAUUACUUUGACUCACUUGGUGGAGGGCUUAUCAGAGGAAGACCAGAAGACCACAAUAAUUGUGGUCUUCAUAGGAGAAACUGACUUGGAAUACGUCGUCAAUACAGCCCGGCAAAUUGAAUCCCAAUUUCCGAAGUACGUGGAGAACGGACUUAUAGAAGUGAUAUCGCCAGCUGCAUCAUUCUACCCUGAUAUGAACCCAAUGGUACCUACUCUGGGUGACUCCGAGAAGAGGUUCCGAUGGAGAACCAAGCAGAAUCUGGACACGAUAUACUUGAUGGCAUACACCAAGACGAGGGGCACUUACUACCUGAUGAUAGAAGAUGAUGUUAUUUGCACCAAGACUUUUAUGAGGGAUAUAAAAGACUUCACAGCGUCCGUGUCCGUGUCAAACCCUAACUGGGUGUUCAUCGAGUUUUGUCCGAUAGGAGGUAUUGGCAAGAUGUUUAAGUCCUCAGAAUUGCUCAAGUUCAUCACCUAUGUACAACUCUUCUACCAAAAUAUGCCUAUCGACUGGCUCCUGGAAAGUUUCCUCGCCGACAGGGUGUGCACCAUUGAAAAAGCCUCGGUAACAGAAAAAUGCGUGAAGAGUAAGUUGUCGAUAAGACCGAAGUUCAAGAGUUCACUAUUCCAGCACAUCGGUUUGUACUCUUCACUCAAAGGAAAGAUACAGAAAAUAAAGGAUCCUAGUGGCAUUUUGAUGGCCCCAACAUUCUAUCCGCACAAAAACCCGUCAGUGGACAACUUGUUCACCGAUAUCAAAGAACACGCAGAUCAUUCGCUCCGGAAAGCCUAUGAAGGCGAGACAUUUUUCUGGGGCAUCAAACCUAAGAAAAAUGACGUGGUUGAAUUCUGGUUUGAGCACCCCACUGUUAUAAAAAGGUACCUGUUUCGAAGCAGUAACGUGGAGCAUCCAGCUGACAAGUUCUAUGGAACUGUCGUCGAAGUUCUGCCAGUUGGACAGAACUACACUAAAGUGGGGGAGUUUGACGAGUUUGGCCUGGCGGAAGGCACCCUGAACAAGGAGAUCGGACCUCUCUCUUGCAUACGCUUGAGGGUCAAACAAAACAGCAAUUUCUGGGUCAUUCUUAGCGAGAUUGAAUUAAAGCCGUGGGAGAAAUACUCCAGGUGACUGAAAGACCCCAUCACGCCCUGGGAGCGGUUCAUGGGGCGGACGAAGAAACCAAAACACUAAGCGUGAUUCCGAACUGCGCUGUCAAUCAGCGCCAUAUUUACGUAGUGAUGACGACAACUAUUGAGGCUAAGAUGUCACCCGCAGCAAUAUCGAUGUCUGGGCACCACGACAUAUAACGAAGUGCCAUAUCUACUGUCGGCUUUCAGCCAUAUAUUCGUUCAUUUAUUAAAUAUUUAAAUCGCUUUUGAGACUACGAUCAGCUCAGCUUAAUAAUGAUUUGGGCAUCCGUUGUAACAAAAACAAUUCUAACGUCCACAUCUACUUUUUGACAAGCCUUGCCUUGCCUUGCUUUUUUUUUGUUACCUUUAAUGUCUCCUGGCACCCAGUGUCAAAAAUACUUUUUAUACUUGUAUUAUUUUAGUAACAAAUAAAUUAUUAUUAACGUAAUAAUAAAUUUAUUAAGGGGUAAUUUAACCAAAAAUAAUACAUAUAUGUGUAAUUUAAAAACUGAAAAUAGUGAUAUUAAUAGUAAAUGCGAAUCCGCUGAUGUUGGUUUAAAAUCAUUCAUUCAUUUAAUGAAAUUGAAGAUUAAACAAAAGCAAAUAAGACAAGUAUAAAUAAAUUAUAUAUUAUUAUUUUAUUUAAAUGCCUUGAUCCGUCUUUGCCAACACUUAUAAUAAUGAUAGUCUAUCUUUUUAUUAUUUUUAUUAUAAGUCUGUCAGACACUGAACCAGAUUAUCAACAGUAAAGGAUAAUUACUAUUCUAUUAUAUUUAUUUAGCAGUUAGCAUAAUAAGAAUUACUAUUUUCGUUGAAUAAUAACUUUUUAAUAGGUAUUACGAUCUUCAUCAUAACAUUGAAUCUUAAUUAUUAAGUCUUAAUUAUUUUUAAGUUUUUACAGCCAUCACGUUUAUUAAAAUUAUAAUAUUAAAUAUUAUAAUUUGAAUGUCUGUUUUUAUAAGUAUUUAAAAAUAUAAUAUUAUUCUGAUCAUAUUAUGUAAAUAUUUCUUUAUCAAGUUUAUCGGAAUAUGACCAAAGAUGUUGUCUUAAAAGAAAUUAUAUAAAAAUAAUAACUAAUAAUAUUAUUAUUAUGAUUUAAAUGUAAAUAAGUACUUUUUAUAGUUUAAUUUGAUUAGUUUUUAGAAGAAAUAUGUCUAUUAUCACUUAUUUUUGAGGUAAUAAGUACAUUUAUUUAAUUUUUAAUUCUAUUUCAUGGCGUUUUAUUACAAAACUCAAGUAGGUACUUAUACCUUAAUGGCUAUUGCAACACUUAGAAUGAAGAUAAAAACUGUUUAUUUCCCUAACUUUUGACAGUUCCCCAUACUGUAAAUUGUUAUGAAAUGUGUGCAAAGAAUGUUUUUCAAAAAAGAAAUGCAGCCAUCGGUUGAAAAAGGUGGUCUUGACUGAAUAAUAUGUAUGUUUUUAAGAACUUUUUUUAUAGAUCUUAAGGAAAUAAAUGAUUGUAGGAAAUAGGAAAUAGAAGAAAAUUCUGAAACACUAUGUUUUUACAGUUGAGCGCUAUCAAAGAGGUAUAAUAAAAAUAAACCCAAAACAAUCAUGUUUGUUUGUAAACCACACACACAUAAAAUUAUAAUGGAACUAUAUGCAUAGUACCAUGGGGAAUUGACAAAAAAUUAAGAAUACCAGCAAUGAUUAUUAGCACAUACGUAUUUUGAGCUUCUAGUUUUUAUUCUCAUUCUAGAAUAAGUGCAAAGUUUGACUGACUAUGUCCAAUAUUUUUUAUUUUAUUUUUUAUGAAUAUUACAUAAUAAGGAAAUAAGGCGUUUUAUUUUAAUAGGCUAGUUUCCAACUAGUCACAUCAGUUACUUUUUACUAAACGUCAAAACACGAAAUUUAAAUUACUGUGGAAUUUGUAUAAAAAGCACACUAUGACGUCAUAGAACAAUGUGAUAAAAUGUCGCACUUAUUAUUGCGUUGUUCUUGAUAAAAAAUAAAAAAUAAGUUAAGUAUUUCGUUAUAUGUAUAAGCUUUAGUUACAAAAAAGAAAACUUUUUUGACAGUUUUAAUUAGUAAUCAGAAUUUCAUAAUUUAUCUUUGAUCUGAUAAACUACCCAAUUGCUAUUUUUUUUAAUAGGUACUUUAUAUAAUGUGGACAAUACUAAUUUAAUGAUUGACCAUUAUUUAUACUAUUUAUAUUGUAAUUAAAUUAUUUACAAACCAAAGGUAAACCUAAAUAAUUUACAAAAAUGUUGUUUUAUGAUUUACAUCGAAACAUAAGAUUUGUUAAACUUUUGAAUACUUACUUUAAUAUAUUUUCCUAUAAUUUAAUUUUAACGUAAACUUAACAUACAAUUAUAUUAAAAGUGGUUAAAAAUUGUUAAUAAUAUAACCGCUUGAAACUUUGAUGUGACUUUCAAAAUAUGUGUUAAAUAUUUUUAAAAUGUAAAAUUAAAUGUGAUUCACGGAUAUGUAGUUCCGUGAAAGAUUUGUUACUAAACAUGAAUUACCUACUUACUUACUACGACUAAUAAAUCUACUUGAUUAAUAAUAAAUAAUAAUAAUAAUGCGAAAAAUAAAACAAAUAUAAUGAA